AAAUGAAAACCCGGAUCGAAACCGCUAUUAGGCCAACUUUUAGGAACACCCGGCAUCAUCAAGCCGAAACUUGGACAGAAAAUGACAGAUAUCGUUUUCAUGUUUCAUAAUCAAACUUGAACGUUAAGAACGAUAACGACAGUUACGGUACUACAGCUUCAAACACAAGGAGUGUAUUGAUAGAGGCACAGGCACCAUCACUCAUUGCUAUCAGAAAUUGAAGAAUGGAUGAAUCUGAAGAACAACCUCCUCUCAAGCGUCCAUGCUUGGAAUUUCAAAGAACUGACAAUGUGGAUAUUGCUGAAGAAAUCAAGAUACCUUGUAGUCCUGGGAUGUCUGCUACCAUCUCCCUUCCCACUACAUUUCCAAAUUUAUCGUCAACACAGAUCAAGAACACUGCUGCUGCUGCAUCAUCUCUUGGCAUUACAUCUGCUACCUCUCCUCACUCCUCAUCCUCUGCUCCCAUCCCUGCUACAUCCAUUGUCUUGGUUUCUACUGUGUCUUCAGCAUUGAUUCCUGCUACAUCUUCUGCUUCUACUACAAACUCAUCUCUUGCCUCUCUUACUGCCAUUACAGAUACCAAAGUUCAGCAUCCUCCCACCUCUGCUGCUUCUCCCCAGACUGAAGAACCCAAGUUGCCUAGCAUUGCUCCUAAGAAUGACACAGUGCUGAUUGAAUCUUCUAUUGAUCUGCCAAUAAGUGUGCAUCCACCUUCUGUCACUGAAUCAUUAUGUACUAUCAAAACAUCUCUGUUAAGCAAUCCUCAAGCCCAGCUUCCUGAAACUACACCAAAUUCUGCAGAUACUAUUAAGUCAAGCAGUUUACCUCCACCUUCUGAUAAAUCUGAAGUGGUUGCUGAUCUAGCCAAACAAACCACUAUGUUGUCUGAUGAUUUACCAUCAAAACCACCUGCUAGUGAUUUGAAACCAAGAGAUUCUAUUUUGUCCCUCAGUGAAGCUGCCACUGUACAAACUACUCCACUUGAUGGUCCAAGUAUGGUCAAAGCAAACGUUCUUGGAGAAGAAACUAAGGUCACUCUUUUUAGCUCUGAUGGGCCUGCUGAGGCUGGUAAAUUUCCUAUAUCUGAGGUCAAGAGCCAUUCAGUCAGGCCUUCUACAUCAGUAUCUUCUACUGAUGCUCUAAUCUUGGCAUCUUGCACUUCAUCUUUAGUUCUAAAUUCAAUGCAAGUAUCAGCAUCAGCAACAGCUGUUAUCACUUCAACAGCUGUUAUCACUUCAACAGCUUCCUCUAAAGUAUCAGAUUGUGAAGCAAUUGAAAAAAUUCUUCCAGUCUCAUCUUCAUCCUCAGUUUCCAUUUUAGAAAAAACUUCUGUUGUACCGGUAUCAUCUGACUCAAAUGAAAUCCCAGAUUUGGCAUUAAAAAUCACAUCAGUGCCAACAAAGACUUUGACAAUGCCUUCAUCUUCUACAAAAAUGCCUUCUAAGUCUGAUCUCAUACAGCCAUCUUUAGAUUCUGAUUUUGCUUCUGCUGCAAAUUCCCUCUGUGUAGAUUUACCCUGUGUUAAAGUUCAAGAAUCAUCCCAAAUCUCGUCAACAGCAUCACUUUUGACUCAACAUGACUCGUCAAAUUUGAGAUUUUCUUCACAUCCACCCUCUUUGGUUUCAUCAACUGAUAAAAAUCCAAAGGAAAAAGAUCCUGAUGUUUCUGGCUCCCAUGCAAUCAUCCAGGAGGAAGCUAAUUCAACAAAUUCCAAAAUUUUAAUUCCUCUUGAUUCAUCAACUGGAGAAAAGCCAAGCUGUACUGCCUCUUCUCCUGUCAUCACAUCUGUCAAUUCAACAGUUUCAAUUGAACUAGCAACCUUUUCAAAAUCCAACAAAGCAUCUGAUAUUCCAAAUAAAGUCUCUAAAAGUAUUACCAAACUGCAGCAUGUAGAUGAAAAAGCUCAAGAAAGACCUAAUAAACUGGAAUGUAAUAUAGCCAAGAGAGUUGACCCCUCUGAUGAUAUUCAGUGUGAUUUAAAAGUGCAGGACAAUGCAGAAUCUCAUCUGUUGAUUUCUGAGAGCAUUCUAUCCACUGAAGGUACUAUAUCCAGUAAUUGUUCAAAUGGGAAUGUUGAACAUUUGAAGCCUAAUGAAAAUUCAAUUGAUUCUAGUGAGAGAGUUAACACUGAGGAUAUCACUGUAGAGAAGUUAGAUGAAACAACUUUCAUUAAUAAAUCUGCUGAGGGUAGUGAUAUUCUCAAGUCAAUUAUAUCAGUAUUUGGCAUAACAGCUUCUGAAAAUUUAUCAGAUGAGACUAUAAUGGGGACUGAUACAGUCACAUCAAAUGAGAGUACAAGUGGUGAAUCAUCUAAAAGACUUGGAACUGCCACAGAUCCUUCUGAGAGCCUUGUUGAUUCAGCAGUUCCCAAGAUUGUUCUAGAUGAGGAAGAAGCCAUGGACAUUGACGAUUCUAUUGUGACAAAUAUCAGGGAUGUACAGAAAGGAUCACUUGAUAAAAGUGUGGCAGAUGCAUCAUUGUUUCUUGAUGAUGAAUCCUGCGACACAGUCAUGCGCAAACCAGAACCGGUAUCAAAUAUCCGAGAAGAGACUCUGGCUGGUGAUCCUCGGUUAGAGGCACUUGAUAUCGGCAUCACAGAAUCUGCUUCUAUGGAUGAUGCAGAUGACUCUUCUGUUGAUGCCUCAAAGGUCACAAUUAAUAAUCUAGAAAGCAGUGUUGACCAGAGUAUUGCUGCUGAGGAAGGAAAUGAAGAGCAAGAGGAUGAUGAUGAUACUUCGAAAAAAUCUGUAAAGAAACGCAAAAAACCACGGCGCUCUAUUUUCUACAAGCCUCGGCCUGAACGGAAACGAAAGGAAAAAGAGCAAGAGGAGAAUACAACAACAGGACUUGCUGGGGAGCAGGCUUCAGUAGGCAGCCCUGUCACCAACUUAGACGAAGACUCGCAGGGAUCGUCAAGUGCCAAGAAAGAGAAAGAAGUGCGCCGCUUCCGCUACGAGGUUGUCGUACCUGAGAGCACCGAAGCCUUCACAGUGGAUAAGGUCAUGGAGUACGUGUGGCCGCUGGAGGGAGGCUAUGGUGAACAUUACUUUGUACAGGAACACAUCUCGCAGUACAUCGGCAUCAGCUCCUUCAAGCGCAAGUAUCCUGACCUGAGACGCCGCCCCAUCGACGUCUCCGAGCGCGACUACCUCAAGGAGCUGGGAGUCGUGUCAGAGAUUGCCUGCGAUAUGGGGCUGACGGCGGUGCGCAGCGAGGACGUCAUGGAUAUUCUCUUUGCUGACUUCCCUGCCAAGUUCGAGGAGCUCAGCAAGCAUCUCAGUGAGAGGCGCGACAAUCAGCUCAAACAACAGGGAAAAGUGGACUAUCAACUGGCAAACAUUGACAAGUCCAAACUGCACGAGUAUGCCCGACAAGCUGCAGAAGAAGCUGCCCUCUGGAAUGCAGCUCUCUGCAGGGAGAAGAGAGAGGAGCGCAGAUACUCAUUCGACCUUCAAACGUUCACGCUGCAGCAGCCCUUGGGGGUGAGAAAAAAACUACCGCCUUCUGCCACGCGGGUUGGCCACUACCCUGUGGCUGUUCUGCCUGGGCAAUACACGGACUACUGCAAGAGAUACACGAGUGAAGAGCUGAAGAAACUGCCCCUGAACUCGGUGUGCGUUGGGCCGCUGUAUGAAGACUUGCCUCAGGAAGAAGCCGACCAACUCGGGGCCUCUGCUGAUGCUGAUCAUGAUGGACAAAUUAAGAGUGAGCUUCCUGAGGAGAAGGGGCUGCUGUGCAAGGUGUGUUUCUUCGGCAAGGAAAGAAACAAGGCAGGCAAACCUGAAGGCCUGAUAGUUUGCGCCAAAUGCUCGUCUGCCUCGCACGCGUCUUGCGUCGACCUGAACCCAAGCAUGAUUCCGCGCAUCAACUCGUACAGCUGGCAAUGCAUGGAAUGCAAGCACUGCAUGCAGUGCAAGACUGCUGAGGACGAAGAUAAAAUGAUUUUCUGUGAUCUUUGUGACAGGGGGUACCACAUAUACUGCGUGGGGCUGCGUCGCGUACCACAGGGGCGAUGGCACUGCAAGGAGUGUGCCAUGUGCAACAGCUGUGGUGCCAGGACGCCUGCUGGUGGCGAGGUCAUCAAGAACGCUGAGUGGCAGCAUGAGUUCCGGAAGCGCAAGGACAACAAGAUCGGGUACGCGACGACGCUGUGUGUGCCGUGCGACCGCCUCUGGAAGCGCCGUCAGUAUUGCUACGUGUGCCUAAAGGUCUACAAGAGCAUCGUCGAGGACAGCAUGGUGCGCUGCGCCAACUGCCCCAAGUACAUUCACAGGGAAAAACACGAAUGCAGCGCGAUGUUCGAGGGCGAGUUCCUAUGUCUGCCAUGCUUCAAGUCGAGCAAGACGACCAUCCUCAACCACAACCGCAUCAUCGCUGCUGCCAAGAGGAAGAUGGCGUCUGGAUUCUAGCAAUGCUUUAUCUCCUCUUCAUAAUUUAGAUCGCGUUCACAUUGUUCAUUUAAUUUACUUUCCUUCACUACAGUUCAGAAAACUAACACGAACUUUAGAUUGCGUUAGUUUUCUUUAUCUUCUUUUCAUUAUUUACUUGACGUUCACGAUAUCCAUUUAAUUCACUUGCUGACUUCAUAUUGCAUUAGUUAAUAACCUUAUUGGAUUAUGUGGCUUCUUUGAUGACUGGUUCUGCAUUUUUAUAAUGUGAUUUUUCUCGUAUUGGUCUAUACAAUGUGGAUGUUCAGAUGAACAUUGGUUAUUAAUCUGGUUUCAGCUGUAUUGCGUGGAUCAGUGUAUUUUACAUUCAGAACACCUUAUUUACUGCAUUCCAGUCAGAUAAGCAGUGCACUAUUGUUUUCACAUUGUAAAAUUAAAUGUGCUUUCUUCAUUUAAGACUAGCAUUAUCUGGUUGACAAGCAGCGACUCUUACUGUGGAUGUCUGCGACGAAUCAGCUUCUCACAUUAUUUUACUGGAUCACAAUCUUUCUAUUUUUAUCGGUUUUCUAGGGGUACUUCUGAAUUCCAUUAUUAUGCAACGUUUCUCAAGUUUGACUCAUCUUAUACACUUGAAUGCAAUCUUUCAAAGUCAUAGCAAAAAAAAAAAAUAAAUAAAUAAAUAAAAAUAGCAAAGACAUAGCAAAAUCUGAAAAAAUUUUAUUCGUGGAGAAAUUUAACAGUACAUUGUAAAACAAACUUUCCUCAAUUGUGCGUUUCUACGUGGAAUUCUUAAAUUAUUUUUUCUAUGUCUUUGCAGUAAAUAUUUUCAUUUACGAGGUAAAAAGUAUUAAAUAUAUAGGUAAAUAACGAGGUAUCACGAAUCUCUUAUUAUCUAAAUUCGCUCGAAUCAAAAUAUUUUAAAUUCUUUUAUGUUAAUUGAUAACAAUUUUAAGUGCAAAUCUUGCAGCGUUGGCGUUAUUAGCAUUCCAGGGGUUUUAAUAAGGCUUUUUCUUGGUCUAUGGGGUUCGAUUUGCACUCUUCAUCACGUGUAGGUUUACGAUAAAUUCAUUCAAGUUAUUAUGUUGUCUUCCAAUCAAGCUAAAUAGUUUGGGAUAAUUUCACGGUUUCAAACACGUGAUAAUGGAUGAAAAUCUUCUAAAAAAUGGUAACUGUGGCUUGAGAUCCUUGAGUAUCAAUAUGAUACAUCAUUAUCUGCAUGCAGGCGGCUGCGAUCAUUUCUUGAUGCUUGCCCAUUUUAUGCUUUACUUUAAUUUUUGGGGUUGCUUGCAUUGAUCUGUGCGUUUGAAAACGAACAUUUUUUGGAUGUAUUAAAGUAGGGAAUUUUUGUGGUGAUAAUUUGAUAGAGUUCUUGGAAUAUACUGCAAUUAAUGUCUAGUUACUAAUUAGUUUCAUGUUGGUGAUUAGGUUAUUAAUUCUAAGUGGUAGUACUGUAACAAGUGAACUGAUUUUCUCAAGACUAAGUCAGUCGC
This is a messenger RNA of Hyalella azteca, 5878 nucleotides long. Its product is annotated as platelet binding protein GspB-like. Lineage: Eukaryota; Metazoa; Arthropoda; Malacostraca; Amphipoda; Hyalellidae. The coding region runs from base 225 to 4409 and encodes 1394 amino acids. The record is from RefSeq and is a predicted model, not a curated record. The transcript has 14 exons.